This is a messenger RNA of Struthio camelus australis, 1479 nucleotides long. The record is from RefSeq and is a predicted model, not a curated record. NCBI's taxonomy places the organism in Eukaryota, Metazoa, Chordata, Aves, Struthioniformes, Struthionidae.
AUGCGUGUGGACCGCAGCAGCCUGCGUAAGCCACCCCCCGCGCCACCCCGGCGCCCGGGCCCUGCCAGCCGCAAGCGCCAGCGCUACGUGGAGAAGGAUGGCAAGUGCAACGUGCAGCACGGCAACGUGCGCGAGACCUACCGCUACCUCACCGACAUCUUCACCACCCUCGUGGACCUCAAGUGGCGCUUCAGCCUCCUCGUCUUCAUCCUCGCCUAUGCCGUCACCUGGCUCUUCUUCGGCCUCAUCUGGUGGUUCAUUGCCUACUGCCGGGGCGACCUGGACCACCUGGAGGACCACGCGUGGACGCCGUGCGUCAACAACCUCAACGGCUUCGUCUCGGCCUUCCUCUUCUCCAUCGAGACGGAGACCAUUGGCUACGGCCACCGCGUCAUCACAGACAAGUGUCCCGAAGGCAUCGUGCUGCUGCUGCUCCAGGCCAUCCUGGGCUCCAUGGUCAAUGCCUUCAUGGUGGGCUGCAUGUUCGUGAAGAUCUCGCAGCCCAACAAGCGGGCCGAGACGCUGGUCUUCUCCUCGCACGCUGUGGUCUCGCUGCGGGACGACCGCCUCUGCCUCAUGUUCCGCGUGGGCGACCUGCGCGACUCGCAUAUCGUUGAGGCCUCCAUCCGCGCCAAGCUCAUCAAGUCCAAGCAGACGCAGGAGGGCGAGUUCAUCCCUCUCAACCAGACCGACCUCAGCGUGGGCUUUGAGACGGGCGAUGACCGCCUCUUCCUCGUCUCGCCCCUCAUCAUCAGCCACGAGAUUGACGAGCGAAGCCCCUUCUGGGAUGUCUCCCGGCAGCAGCUCGAGAAGGACGACUUCGAGAUCGUCGUCAUCCUCGAGGGCAUGGUGGAGGCCACAGGUAACAGGGCCACCGCCACUGGCCAGGCUGGGCUUUGGGGACCAUUGGGGACCCCCCCGCUGUGGUCCCCGUCAUGGUCCUGCCUGGUGCUAGGAGAGAGGUGACCCCGAAUCCAACCCCUGAGCUCAGCCUGGAUGUGGGUCCCCCCACCCAGAAUAACCCUGUUGCAGGACCCAGGGGGUCCCAGCCACCCCCUUUUCCCCCCCAUGGGGAUCCUCCACCUUCUCUGUCCCUGCUGAGAGGUUGGGGAAGGGGGCUGCAUCCCACAGGGACACCCGGAUGACAGGGACAGCCUCGGCGUCCCAGCCUGUCCCCUGCUUGCUGGGGCUGGUGGCAUCAAGAACCUCGGGGUAGGGGAGGAAUGGUUUGAGGGCCAGCUCAGCCUCACAGGACGCCUGGGUCCCCCUUAGCGAGUAGGGGGGUGGCACUUGCCCGUGCUCAGAAGGACAUUUGAGAUUCCCAUGCUUCAGGACCUCUCCCCUUAGAAAGGGGAUGCCUUGCCCCUCCUGUGCCUCAGUUUCCCCAUUUAACACUAAGGCAGAUACCAGCAGGGCUGCACAGGCCAGGGGAGGGGUGGGGGGGCAGUGCCAGGCGCUGCACAGGUCCCCCAGCUGGGA